This is a messenger RNA of Kickxella alabastrina, 1947 nucleotides long. Its product is annotated as muts domain V-domain-containing protein. Bases 1 to 1947 code for a protein of 648 amino acids. Gene Ontology annotation, molecular function: ATP-dependent DNA damage sensor activity; ATP binding; mismatched DNA binding. NCBI's taxonomy places the organism in Eukaryota, Fungi, Kickxellomycota, Kickxellomycetes, Kickxellales, Kickxellaceae. The record is from RefSeq and is a predicted model, not a curated record. The transcript is spliced from 16 exons. Gene Ontology annotation, cellular component: nucleus. Gene Ontology annotation, biological process: chiasma assembly; mismatch repair.
AUGGAGAAACCACAAGUGAUUGCCGCCGUGCAGAUUACAUCGGAAUGUUUGGGCGCCGCGCUGUAUGACACAGUAACAUGCAGGCUGUCGGUAGCAACGUUCAUUGAACAACGUGUUUCCGCAGAAGCAGUGCAGCUGUUUGUAAAGCAAGCUAUGGCAAAUGUGCUUAUUUUUCCGCAAAUCUGCGUUGACAACGGUUUGGCCGAACUGCUGCUGGAAAGCCAAGAUCAGCACUCUGUAACGGCGGAUGCGCGCGAAUUUGAGUUUGUCACUGGGAAAAAUCGACUUUUUGUUACCCAAGAAGCCCAUUCUAAUGGACGUGGUAAUGGUAAUAACAACGGUAAUAACAAUGGUAGUGGCGGUGGUGAUGGCGGUAGUUACAACCUGGUAAUUGACUCGGCCAUUGAUCAGGACUUUGUUUACACAAACCAGUGCUCGAUUGGGUGCACAGGAGCGCUGCUCGGUUAUCUGCAGGACAAAUACAGUGGGAGAAACAAUAUGCCUACUAUCCACGUAAAACCCCAGUCCAUCAAGAUGUACAUGACGGUUGGACAUAAUGCACUAAGAUAUCUCAACAUAUUUGACGACAAGAUGCACCCCAAUAUGCAUUCCCAGAUCAAGAGCGGAGAGAAAAAUUCAUUGUUUGACGGGUUGCCGUCUAUAAUCAAAGAGUUCUUGCUAAUCGAUCAAACUGUCUUUGUGUCCCUAGGCAGCUUGAUCAUUGGCACUGUUGAUUUCGACGCAAGUCGACAAGAAGGUCGGGUGGUUAUUCUGCCUGGCGUCAGCAGCAAAGUAGAUCACUUGCGGCAAAAGUUUGACCAACUAGACAGCCUAUUGGGUGAAGCCAGCUGCCAAAUGGAGGAGGCCGCGGGGGUCCCUGUGGUUGCGGUGUACUUUCCGCAGCUUGGUUUUCUAUCAUCAAUCGAUAUUGCAUACUAUUGCAAUGGCAGACUUGAGCAAACUCCUGAUGGUUGGUCACUAAAGUUUCAGACUGACAAGCAGCGUUACUACAAAAAUAGCAUUACACUUGGCCUUGACAAGUCACCAGGCGACAUAUUUUGCUUGGUGGUCGAUGCCGAGUCUGAGGCAUGCUUAGAGCUACAAAACGACGUGUGCAAUCGCGUCCACGACAUUCUUCAAGCAUUUGAGAUAAUGUCUCAAAUUGAUUGCUUGCAGGCCCUUGCCACAGCAUCCAAGCAGUAUGGUUAUUGUCAGCCGCGCCUUGAUAUGGGCGGCUGUAUUCACAUUGAGCAAGGCCGGCAUCCGAUACUUGACAUUACAAGCAGUGCGGGUGAAUUUAUUGCCAACAGUAUCCAUGUGACGGAUGCCAGCUGCACGCAUAGAGGCAGCAGCAAUGAUGGGUGCCAAAAGGCAGUAGCAUUGGUGGGUCCUAACGGCUCUGGGAAGAGCGUUGUGCUUAAACAAGCUGCGCUUUUGGUUUUCAUGUCGCACAUUGGCAGUCACAUACCAGCACUCAGCAUGCAGCUAGGGCUGACCAGCAGCAUAUUGGUUGCUGGCAUCUCGUCAGAGUCGCUUACGCACAAGACAAGUGCAUUUAAUUCCGAGCUUAGCACUGUCAUGACCAUUCUCAAAGCGGUGACGGCCAAUACUGUUGUGUUGCUAGACGAGUUUGGCCGCGGAACAAAUCCGGCCGACGGCAUGGGCUUGCUGUGUGGUGUGCUGCAGUCUCUUACCCGGAGGGCUGAUAAAAUGCCAUGGAUAAUAGCGGCCACACAUUUUCAAGACAUACGCAGCAUCCCUAGUGCGCAAGGAUUGUGGUCUUGCAUGCAGGUCAGAUGCAUGGAUUUUUGCGAGACAUCGUCAGGGCUAGUGUUUCUUUUCAAGAUUUCAGACAAGCGUGCCUCGCAGGGCUCCCACGCAGUUGCUUGUGCGCGCGAUGCCGGAAUACCUAGCAGUGUGCUGGAUUGUGCGUUGAAGUAUCUUUAA